Molecule: messenger RNA, 8020 nt
Organism: Pantherophis guttatus
Lineage: Eukaryota; Metazoa; Chordata; Lepidosauria; Squamata; Colubridae
Gene: CRYBG1
Product: crystallin beta-gamma domain containing 1
Source: RefSeq, a predicted model, not a curated record
CUACCUUUAGGAGGCGCUUUGUUUCUCCCCUCCUCCUCUUUCUCCUCUCCAACCGUCUUCCGACGGACCGCGCAAACCGAACACUUCUCCUCCCCGGCCAUCCUUCAGCCGCUUGCCAAAGGCGGUUUGCAACCGUCGAGCCGGGGAGUCCCCCUCAGCUCCGCUUUGCUCAGCAUGGAGAAAGGAGGCUUCAAGAGACUCGGGCGGCUCUUCCACCAUAGGAGCGAGUCCGAGGACUCCGAACCGGAGCUGGGUAAGGAUACGCCGGUUUCCUCUCCUUGUCCGUCGCCUUGCUUAGAAGGGCGGCGGGAACAUCGCGGCAGCUGCUCCUCCACUACCACCACCACCACCGUUUCCGGAGAGCGCAAGAAGCGGUCGCCUUUCGGGCACUGGCGCUUGAAGAAGAAACAGCAGCAGAGUAAGGACGAAGAGGCAGCGGGGGGCAAUGCGGUCAUCUCUUCCCUGUUCGCGUCCUCCUCCGACGCUUCGGAGCCCACGACUCCCACCAACAGCUAUUUUGACAUGCCUGAUAUGCAGUAUGCUACUCAGGAAAAACAGCAACCUCUGGUUCCAAUACAAAAUUCACAGUACGCUUAUGGUAUCUCAGUGGAUUCAAUAUCUUCGUCUACAUUGCCAUCUUCAUUUAGAAAGUCUAAAACCCGCUCUUCAGAGUCUUCAAAGGAAUUAAAAAAGAAGGCAGUUUUGGGAAAGUUUGGACAUUUUUUUACUACAGGGAGGAGAAAAAAUCCCAAGAAUACACAAGAAACAUCUUCAAAGCCAAGUAUAAAAAUUAUAAGGCCUGAAUCUCCUCACAAGAAUUUAGCCCCAUUGGCAUCCAUAGAAAUAGAGGACCUAAAUGACCUAUCUAAGAGUGAGGAAUCUCUUACUGAUUCGAUUUACGAGCAGAACCAGUCAAAGAGCCAGGAUACUAUUGACAGUUCAGAAGAUUAUCUCUACAAUAGGGAUUUGACACCUUUAUAUAAUGACAUUGUUUCAGAAUGGAACACUAAAGGACUUUCUUCUGGCAGUGAAUUGUCACUUGAUUGGCAUAGUAGUAAUGAAACAAUAAAAAAUACAUUAUUUGAUAGCAAUCUUACACUUGGGACACUGGAAGGAGAAAACGAACUUGUCACUGAUACAAACACAACUCCAGAUUUCUUUAAAAGUUUAUCUACUCUAUCUGAUGAAAAUCUAGAACAAAUUAUAUUAAAUCACAAGGAAUUAGUGGAGCCUCUUACAUUUGCAGAAUCAGAAUAUGCAGAAUCAAAAGAUCAACCGUUUUUUGUGGAACCUAAGCAAGAUGAGCAACCCCAGCCUUCUAGAAUAUUGACACUGGAUAUUUUUCUUCGUAGAGCUGAACAACAAAAUUUGAAUAAACCAGUAGCUGUUGCAUUAGACGACGAUUGUAGCAACACAGACAUAAUGGAUAAAAAACCUGCAAUUAGGAAAUCUGGAAAGAGAAGAAAAUCUCAGAGCUCCAGUGAUGUGCCAAAUGGGGAUAGAAACGCAAGUGAAAAUACUGGGAAAGAGGAGCCUGGUUUUGAUGGUAUUCCUUCUGAUAUGGUUUCAGAAAAAAUAAGCACUUCUGAAAGAAAAGUUAGACCUUGUCAACAGAUUAUGUCUCCUGCAAAUAAUAACGACAUAAGGUCUGGAAGUAAUCAUAAGGGUUUUACUAAAUCAGAGCUUGAGAAGUGCAAGCAGCAGAGCCCAGCCUCAUCCUCAUAUAAAAAGAAAUCCUUUAAAAAGAAUCAGUCUGAUGCAGGUCCUCCAUCACCCAUAGGCAUAAAAAGUCCUGGAAAAAAUCCUUCCGCCAAAAGACAGAGUGACGGCAUAAUGGAUGGUAAUCCAGCAUCCAAAUGUACUUCAGUAGAAGAAUUGCCUUCUGAUGACAACAUUGUAGUUUCUCCUGUAGGCAUUGUGAGCAAUAGCAGCUCACAAUUGCCUUCUGAAGAGAGGACAGAGUCUCAGGAUUUGCACCCUGUCAGAAGUUCUGAUGGCAGGGUUAUAUUGCAGGCUGACAAGCAUAAAAAUGAUGAGGUGGAAGGCAAUGGAAGGCAAAUUUCUUCUGAUUUGGAUGAAGCAAAGCCAAGAAAUAUAUGCCUUGACGUUUCCAGAACAGUCACAACAAAAGUUAGCCUGCCAGCUAAACCAAAGAAUGUUGAAUUAAAUCUUAAAGCUUCAAAAAGUCUGGAAAAUUUGGCAAAUGACCAAGAUGCUACAGACAAAGUUAAAAUUAACUUCAGCAUUGCCAAUAAAAUAUCCAUGUUUGAAAGCAAGCAAAAUAAUCAACAUCAAUCUGCUGAUGCUCCUGCUUCAAAAAGAGGUUCUGUAUCAAAUACAUUUGUUGGCAGAGCAAAGUUAAAGUUUGGACGACAGCAAACUGAAAGUGAACAGACUAACAAAAUAACAAACAAAGGAAACCAUCGUCAGAAAUUAUUGCAAAAUGGCACAAAAGUAAAAGAAAUCUCUUCAGACACAAACAUUAAGGCACAGAGAAAGAUUGAGGCAAACAGUACAUGUGAUGAUGUUAAAAAAAGUGAAGAGCUUGGAAAAAUUGUUAAAUGUCAAGUUAAUGAGAAUGACAAAGUAGAUGGUACUAAAGUGAAUGAUUCCACUUUUACAAAAAUUGAUACAGAAUUAGUCAAGGACAAAGACCUAGAUAAUGUUUCAUCUAUAGUGCAGAAUGAAGAAAUAGAAAUAAAUAAUUGGAGUAUGAAUGCCACAUCCUUAUCUCCUGAAAGCGAAGAGACAUUUUCUUUGAGCUCAGAUCAUUACUUUCCCAAUAAUAAUGAUAAAUCUUUGCCGCAGCCUGAUCCGACACCCCAAACAUCAGAAUUAAACCAGAUUUCUCAGUUUGAAAAUAAAGAUCAAAAGGUGAUUAAUACUGUUUUGGAAGACAACCAAGAAUUUGAACAAAAUAACAGCUGGCAAGAAAAUCAAAGCAGUGGUUGUAAUGUUUCUGAAAGCAGCAGCACUGAUGGCAUUUGUGACUCUCCUUCAGAUAUGGCCAAGUUCACAGAAACACUUAAAAAUCUAGACAGUUCUGUUUGUAUACCUCAGAAAAAGAAAAAGCAGAAACUUCCAAAGUCUCCUGCCCCUCACUUUGCAAUGCCUCCAAUUCAUGAGGACAAGUUGGAGAAAAUAUUUGACCCUAAUAUAUUUACCGUGGGAUUGGGAAUAAAGAGAGACAGAUCACAAGAUCUAACUCCAUCUGUCCAGUUAAAAUUGCAAAGUUUAGAGACUGAUGCUAGGAUUAGACCUAAGCGGGCUUCUGCUGAGAACAGCCUUCUUCUCCAGUCCCUGAAGUUACCAAGUAGAGCAGAUUCAGCUCUCAUGCAGGAAAUGAAUGGGAAAGAGAACAAGGACAGCACAGACAGUGACAUCAAGAGGUCUCGACUUGAAAACAGCGCCAUCUUCUCCAGUCUGCUAGCUCCCACAACUAAAGAAAAAAUGUUUACACCAUCUGUAACCACUGUAAACACAAUCACAACAUCUUUUGCAUCUCAGAAGAAUGCCACUUCUUCAGGAAUUCCUCCUUCAAUAUUUGAUGUAACUCAGAAAUCUGAGCCUCUUCCAGGUUUCAAAGCACCAAACUAUAUGGAUAAAUAUUUACAAACUGAUGAUGCAAAAAGAGAAAGAAUUUUACAAAUGCCAAACUUUGGAAGCCUUGAAAACAGUUUUUCAAACUGGUUGAAACCUGGUCAGUGUGAAUCAAAUGAAUUCUUAGCUUUUGAGACAUUUUCAGGAAAAAACCAGAAUAAAACUAAUCCUAGACCUGGAAAGGUCAUGAUUUGCAAUAAAUCAGAUGCUUCCGAAAAUAGUUUUGAAGUUUUUCAUGAUGUGUUGGAUUGCACCUCUUGGAAAUUGUCACCUGUAAUUUUAGUUAAAGUCAUCCGAGGAUGUUGGAUUCUGUAUGAGAAACCAAAUUUUGAAGGAGUUUCCAUUCCGAUGGAAGAAGGAGAAUUGGAAUUUUCAAAUCUUUGGGGGGAAGAAGCAUUUGACAGUGAAGAUACAUGUAAAGAUCCCGAGCCUAUUGUGAUUGGUUCAAUCAGGCAUGUAGUAAAGGAUUAUAGAAUUUGCCGAAUUGACCUGUUUACAGAACCACAAGGAUUAGGCUUAGUAAAUGCAUAUUUUGAUGAUACUGAAGAAACACGACUUGGGUCUUCUCAGAAGACUUGUUCUAUCCAAGUGUCUUGGGGCAUAUGGCUACUUUAUGAAGAACCUGGUUACCAGGGAAUCCCUUUAAUGUUGGAACCAGGAGAAUAUCCUGAUCUGUCAUGCUGGGAGAAAAAAGAGGCAUAUAUUAGAUCUUUGAAGCCCUUGAAAAUGGGUGGACGCAAGGUUGAAUAUCCUAAAAGCCGAAAGGUAAUUGUUUAUGAAAAGCCAUUCUUUGAAGGAAAACAUAUAGAACUGGAUUCAGAAUUAACAGCUCUUGCUAAGGAAGGAGACAGAACUGAAGAAUCUGAAGAGUUGGAAAAUGAGCUGCUUACAUCAAUAGGAUCCAUAAAAGUGAAGGCAGGAAUCUGGGUUGCUUAUGAGAAGCCAGAGUUUGAAGGACAUCAGUAUUUACUGGAAGAAGGUGAAUACCAGGAAUGGACGGACUGGGGUGGUUAUGAUGAACAGUUGCAAUCACUUCGGCCUGUACUAGGGGAUCUGAUGCACCCUCACAUGAUAAUGUACACUGAAAAAGACUUUGGCAAUAAAGGCUCCAGUAUAAAUGUAUUAGGGAUUAUUUCCAAUUUGAAGGAUACCGGCUAUGGAUUAAGGACACAAUCCGUAAAUGUGAUUAGUGGAGUGUGGGUGGCUUAUGAAAACCCUGACUUUACAGGAGAACAAUAUAUUCUUGAUAAAGGAAUGUACCCCAGCUGUGAAGCUUGGGGAGCAAAGAAUAAUAAGAUAUCUUCAGUUCAACCCAUACUUUUGGAUAUCAUCAAUGAUCAUGUGGGAAAAUUUAAGGUCCAGUUAUUUUCAGAACCAGAGUUCCAAGGCAGCAGUCAAAUACUUGAGAAAGAUGUUUCUCAAAUUGCGGAAUUUCCUGCUAAAUCUUCAAAAGUAUUAUCUGGCAGUUGGAUUGCAUAUGAUAAAGAAAAUUUCUCUGGGAAUCAGUAUGUGUUAGAAGAAGGAGCCUAUCCUGAUCUGUCUGCAAUGGGUUGCCUACCCCAAACGUGCUUGAAAUCGUUACAAGUUAUAAAUAUUGAACUUUCUGAGCCAGUUAUAACCCUUUUUGAAAAAGAAAACUUCAAAGGAAAGAAAUUUGAAUUCAUUACAGAAAUAGUAAAUCUCCAGUUUCUUGGCUACAAUCCUCAUAUUGCUUCAGUAGAAGUCCAUGGUGGCAUAUGGAUUAUUUAUGAACAUCAUAAUUAUAAAGGCCGUCAGAUUUUACUAACGCCUAAAAAAAUAUCAAACUGGAAAGAGACAAGCAGCUAUCACAAAAUUGGUUCCCUACGACCUUUAUUGCAGAAACAAGUGUACUUCAGACUCAGAAACAAAGAGACCGGAAAAUUCAUGGCAGCUGAUGGAAAUAUGGAUGACUUGAGUCUUCUGAGGAUACAAGCUGUGGAAGACAAUAAAUCUGGAGACCAGAUCUGGCUUUAUCAAGAUGGAUUCAUCAAAUGUAGGGGGGCAGAAGACAUCUGCUUAACGAUUGUAGGAAAUUUGAUCACUCCUGGUACAAAGCUGGGCCUGGCCCUUCAGCAAAAUGAUGAAAAGCAAAACUGGAGUUUUCAUUCUGAUGGCAAGAUUUACAGCAAAAUGAAACCAAAUUUAGUAUUAGAUAUUAAAGAGGGAAAACAAUACGAUCAAAACCAUCUAAUUCUCAGUACAGUCAGUGAAGACAGACCAACACAGUGCUGGGAGCCACUGAUUAUUUAAAAGGCGGAUUGAGAUGUAAUCUCAAUACUUGAGAAGUGGAUUAGACAAAUGGUGGUUUUCCAAGCAGCUUGUUCAUUUGAAGAAACAAAAAUUAUAAUAUGCUAACUCCAUCACUGCAUCCAAGAGUAGAGUACCCCAUAUGGAUGUCAUGUCACCGAAUUUCUAUUAUGUUUGUUAACUCUGCCUUGUUUCAUUAUUUUGCUCAAGCCCCUGCCCUCCAUGCUCUGCAGAGGGGCAGACCAAACCAGAAAUGAGGAAGUUACUAAAUAUGGAGUUAUAACAUGCCUAGAAUUGACUCCUUGUUUCAGUUUCUCUUUUCCAACUCUUUGGGUAGGACACAAGGAAGAUGACAGGUUUGGCAAGCUCGGCCAUACUUUCCUUUGCCACGAAUGAAAUUGUGUAUGAGUAUAUGGUAUAAAUAUUCUGGGUUGAAAGGAAAUAGUCUUAGACUCUUCUGUCCUUUUCUUAUUACAAACAUGCAUCACAAGCAGCUAUUUUAUAUCACUAAGGCUACUAACAUUUUAAUGUGCAAUUCUAAAUGUACAAGUAAACUUUUAAUGUUUUGGUGCUCCAAGCUUAGAGCUGAAAUUGAAUUUAUAUUGCACUGGAAUAUUUUGUAGUGAAAACUCAUUGCUAACUAGUUCAACGUCAUCAAAAAAUAAAUUAGAUAUUUAUGUAAAAUCUAAAUCAUUUCAGAUGAUUUUAAAAUAAAUGAAAUUGUGAAAGAUGAAUGCUUUAGUGCCUAACAAACAUUUGUUGCUGAGUUUUUCAUCUGUUAAAAAUGCCAAUUAUCUGCGUGGCUGCCUUAUUUUACACAAUUUGCACUUACUAUCUCUGUAGAUGACAAGUAUACUGUUUCUGUAUUCUAAAUUGAGUUACUUUAAAUAGUGUAACAAGCUAUAUGUGACUUGCGUAGCACAGCAGUUCUUGCUUUUUAAUGAACUGCAUUAAAAAAUGUUUCCCUAUGUCUUUGCUUUAAACCUUCUCUGAUGAAACUCACUACGUGUAUUGCAUGUAAGUUUUCUAUUUCUGAUUCUGUAUUCAGGUAAUUUCAAUGUUCACUGUUCAGUUAUUCCUGCUUUACACCCCCUUAUUUGCAUUCACAUUCCUCUAGUACUAUACUGAUCAUUAACAUGAAAAUGUGGUCUCAAAGUUUGAAUUCAGAAAAAUCUAACCUGAAUAUCAGAAUACCAAGUAGUUUCUUGCAGAACAUUUAAUGUUAAAGCUGGCUUUACUUGUGCACAGUUGUUUCUACAGUAAAACAAACCCUACUUUAAGAUAUGUUUAUAUGUAACUGCUGAAUUUCAAAAUGUUAAAAUUCUGGCAGGUAAAAAAAUGCCACCAAAAAUAUUUGUUAUAUUGUCAUCACUAAUGACAAAGCUAUCACACACUACUACUGAAUGGAAAACACUGCUAAUAAAUCCCUGUUUCUUCAGAAUGUCUAAUCUAGGUGCUGCAUUUUACAAGAGAAAUUAGAAAUAAAAUAACUCCUGCAUCAAUAGCCCUCGCUGUUCUUCUCAGGUCUGUAACUAUUAUUUCUGUUUUCUGCUGCCAUGUACACAAACGACUUGAAAAGCAACAUUGCCAACAACUAUCUUGGAGCAUUAUCAGAUGUUGCUUAAAGCCCAGGCAGCAAGCUGAGUGUCUUUCCCCCACCCUACACACACAAUUGAUAAGACCACACAAAAACCUGCCACAGCAGCAGGAGCUAGCCAAGCCUGCAUUGGAAAAUGCCUGGCUAUGCCACACUGAGAAAUCAGUAGGGGCUCAAUUAGCUUCCAACACAGAUCUGAAGUCAUAACUAGCAAUACCCUUAGGCUGCUCAGUCAAAUGUCAUGAAAAUCUAUAAGGAUUUAACAGUGCUGCACUGGUUUGUUUGGAAACCAGUAUUGAGUUAAUUUGCCAUUGUUUAUUGGGAAAUCAUAAUACUCAAUACAGAUGUUAAAAUGUUUACUUUGACCCCAAUGUGCUGUAUAACUGUUUGCAAUAAUCAUGUAGCUGCUAUAUUUUUCUGGUAACAUUUUGAAACUGCUGCUUAUAUCCUUGAUAAAGAAAAUAUUUUAGGGUGUGGUAUUUGCAGAAAAUGUCUUUGUGUCCAAACCCUUGUAUAAACAUAUGUAUUUUACAAAUAAAUAUUACUCAGAUGGAA